Molecule: messenger RNA, 990 nt
Organism: Cyprinus carpio (common carp)
Lineage: Eukaryota; Metazoa; Chordata; Actinopteri; Cypriniformes; Cyprinidae
Exons: 2
Coding region: 240-878 (212 amino acids)
Source: RefSeq, a predicted model, not a curated record
UUUGCUACAGUAUAACCAUUCAUUACUAAUAGCACAAGCACUGUGCCAAUUAUAAUAAUAAUAUAUCUACUACUGUAUACCAGCCAGUCAUCACAAUUUGAAGUCUAUUUGGUGUCAUUUUAUAUCUUAGUUUAGAACACAUGGGCUGUUUUGUGCUGUAAUGGUUUGAUAUUUUUUUGUAAAUUAUUGAUGUUUCAUUGCACAGGUUCUCUCAAGGAUUGCACCUGAGACAGAUAGACAUGAUGCAGGACAGGAUUGCUAGAAGUUCUAAAACUCUCUCCAGAAUGGCUAAGGUCCUGAGAAAGAUCUGUACCAAGGCUAUGAAAGAGUACCAAAAAAGAAGAAGGCAGCAGAUGGGAGGUCAACAAGAAUUUGUUGUUAUUGAUGAAAGCAAUUUCCGUCAUAAACGAAAGUAUGGACGGGGUAGGGCAUCUACCACAUGGAGGCGAAGGAAGUGGGUUUUUGGAAUGCUGGGUGUGAAACAUAAUCUGCGAAGGCCAAUAUUGCGUCUUGUCACUCGAAGAUCAAGAAAUAAUCUAAUUCCAAUUAUUGUCAAACAUGUGCGUCCAGGUACAAUCCUGAUCUCAGAUGAGUGGAGAGCUUACAGAGGUGUGCUGGCAAAUAUGGGCUACAGACAUUUUACAGUCAAUCACAGUCACUGGUUUGUAGACCCAAACACUGGAGCCCAUUCACAGCAUCUAGAACGAGCAUGGCUGUCUUAUAAAACAAGGGUGUGGAGACUAAGAGGAAACAGGACAGAGAAAAUGUUAAAAGAACAUCUCGCUCUCAUUGAAUGGACCAACUGGCUUGGUGAAAGGCACAGAAGAGGUGUCCUUGGACGGUUAUUCAGAGACAUUUACCAUCAAUUUCCAGUCUAACAAAUCCUAUCUUCUUGUUACAUGUGUGUUUAAUGCUCAAUGGCUGACUUCUUCUAAAACAUUUGUAUACAUUACAAAAUAUAUUCUAAUAAAGAUUAUUUAGUUAUUUUUA